Molecule: messenger RNA, 570 nt
Organism: Symbiodinium pilosum
Lineage: Eukaryota; Dinophyceae; Suessiales; Symbiodiniaceae
Source: the annotation of a GenBank genome assembly
AUGGCCUCCCGCACAACGAGCUUCGUCCCAAGGUCGCCUUGGACAGCGGGAGAGAGAUUGUGGGAUAUCCACGUCCCAAUUCCGAAACUGAUGACGCGCAACUUGGCGGCCAUCCAGAUGAAUGAGUCUGGCGUGUCCAACGCAGGUGUGCUCGGAUUGCAGAAGCCAAAGACUAUCGUUGAUAAAGUGGCUUUCUGCAAAGUGUAUCUACGAGCGGAUCGGACUGAGAUGGUCAAUCGGCCAGCCUUUGGCCUCAGCAUGUUCACGGGCACGCUCGUGGCCCUGCGCAAGAAUCUGGAGGCCCGAUGGACCAAAAGAGGGGCUGGCAUCUUCCACGAGUCGUUGGCUGCCGAGUUUGGCCAACUGGCGGACAAGUAUGAGUUGUAUGAAAUCAAUCAAAUCCUCAACAUGCAAGACUACCCGGAUGAUGUCCUGGGCCGUGCAGCAGGCUUGGUGGUGGGGGGCCACUGGGCUAUGACUCUGGCAUCCACGCAACAGGAAGGCAAGUAUGCCUCGGCCAUCACCGAAAUUCCCGUGGCAGCUCGUGAGGCGAAGAGGACCUUGCUUGAG